Molecule: messenger RNA, 2067 nt
Organism: Peronospora farinosa
Lineage: Eukaryota; Oomycota; Peronosporomycetes; Peronosporales; Peronosporaceae
Source: the annotation of a GenBank genome assembly
AUGAGUGACGAGUUCAACAUGCCUAACCGUCGUUUUAAACCCGGUGACGACCAUAUGUGGACUUCAGUCGAGAAACCUGACGGUGUCAAUGGCGCUCUGCAACUUUACUCGCAUAAUAUGACGUCUACAAAGUGUGACAAGGAUGGCACAUGUUACUUUAAUAUUGAAACGGUGAACGAAGAGAGCGUCAUUCAUGUGUACAACAUGUACAAGCAUCCACCAGGGUAUGUUGAUGUUCCUUUCUACUACCGUGCGGGAAUGGUGCAGUCGUGGAACAAGUUUUGUUAUCAAGGUGGUAUGCUUGAAGUACGAGUACAAUUGCCAGGAGCAGUGACAAAGGAAUCUGGAAACCCAGAUCUUGCAAAGGGGAAUAGUGGCAAGGUCACUGCACGCAAAUACUACCCAACGUGGCCUGGUAUUUGGAUGCUUGGAAAUCUCGGACGAGCCAUCUUCUCCGCCUCCACAAAUCGGAUGUGGCCUUUUUCGUACGAUGCAUGUGAGCCUGACUUGUUUGAUCCGACAUUUCAGCGCAUUAGUGCUUGCAAUGAUAAUCCUGGAUACGGUUUGAAUCCCAAUCAAGGUCGAGGUGCUCCUGAAAUUGACGUUCUUGAAGGCUCAGCGGAUUUGAUUUCGUCGUCGAUUCAACUUGGUCCAGGAAUGCCGGAUGAAUACCGUCUCAUGGGUCUUGAUAAGUCCCGAGAUCAUUUCUCGUGUAUUUAUACGUCGGUCUGCCAGACACCAGGUGGAAACUUUGUGGGUGUACCAACCGCGGUUUAUAACGCUCGCGGCUACAAGACGUGGUAUCAAGGUCUUCGCUACGCUGCCAAUAAUUUUUGUGCACCUGAUCCCAAACAGAAACAGGACUACGAGGCGAUCGCUGCAUCGCUGAAGGAUGGCAUUACCGCGAAUGUUUGCUCCGUCGACGUCUGUCCUGCUUCGAACGAUACAUACGGAGACUUGGGUCCAAUUGACGGUAAAGGGACUACUCGCUGGGGUAUAAAUUACAAUGGCACUUGUUACUCGAAGUGGAACGUCUACACUGGUACGUACCUCUGUGAUCCCGACAACACGUUCUAUAAGUGUCCGAAUGCGCGGCCCGAGAAUGCGACAAAGUCUAAUGUAAUGGCCCCAUUCCACUACCAAAUGGAUGCUGUCUCUACUAAUUGGCAAACACAUGUCGGUGUUUAUACCGAAUUUGUCGUUUAUCAGGUCGAGUGGGUGACAGGCAAGAAUGGAUAUACUCGAUGGAUGCUGCAUGGUGCUCCGUUGUAUGAGAUUCCAUCCGAGUCCAUUUUGAACGUCCCUCAGAAUUCCAAGAAGACGAAUCCGCAAAAGAUAAUGGUGGAAGAACCGCUGUACAUAAUUAUGAACGUGGCGUUGUCGCAAGUAUGGGGUGCGGCUCCUCCGAAUCCAGGCAUCGAUUGUCGAGGCAAUGGUACUGUUGAAGAAAUUAACAGGAUCUGCGACUCUUUUCCAAUGCAUAUGAAAGUGGACUAUGUGCGACUGUAUCAAGACCUCGCAGACGAUCUUGACGCUGACAACUACAUGCAAGUUGGUUGUGACCCUAAAAGCCACCCAACCAAGAAGUGGAUCGAGGGACACAUUGAUGAAUACGAAGACAGUAAUAACAAGAUUGUAGAGGUCUCAGGCAAGGCGUUCUGUGAGACGAGCGAUGAUUGCACGAUCGGUGUCACUUUUGGAAAAACUGCAUUAAUGACGGGCAAGUGCGUCAAGAAGCGUUGUGAGUGUUUGCACAAUUCAUGGGGUGGUCCUCGCUGCACCACUGCCAUUUCAGGAUCGACUACUUUAUCCGGGGGACUGAUGAAGAGUACAUACGGUCCUCCAUUAGGGGCUGCUUGUGCUGUUGCUGUCGUGAUUUGUCUUUUAUUGGCGAUAUCCUCCUACAUGGUUAUUGUCAAGUCAGCCAAAGAGUCGAAGAUGGCGAUGGCUGCUGUGGGUGCAAAGCGAAAGGCUGCUAGUGGAACCGCUUCGACUAGGGAAAUCGGUAAUCGUGGCUCACAACUUGCCAUGAUGUCGAAGGACGGGCAGUCUCCGAACUUUGUUUAG